CGAGAUACCGCCUUCCGUCAUGUCCUCAACAACACGUCGCAGUCUCUUCCGACCAUGUAUAGAUCUUCACGACGGUAAAGUGAAGCAGAUAGUUGGUGGCACGCUUUCUGAUAGCGAUCCUGCGACGCUGAAGACAAAUUUUGUGGCGAGUCAAUCUCCUGGUGACUUUGCGAGGCUUUAUAAAGAAAAGGGCCUCGAAGGUGGACAUCUCAUCAAGCUUGGGCCCGGGAAUGAUGAGGCUGCGCGUCAAGCACUCGAAACGUGGCCAGGUGGUCUGCAGAUUGGUGGCGGAAUCACCGAUAAGAACGCUUUGAGCUGGCUUGAGCUUGGCGCGAGCAAAGUUAUUGUGACAUCCUAUUUGUUCCCUGAGAUGAAGUUUUCUCUUGAACGACUGCGGUUACUUUCCACGCUUGUUGGGAAGGAGAGACUGGUCGUUGAUGUCAGUUGUCGGCGGAGAGGAGACAGGUGGAUGGUUGCCAUGAACAAGUGGCAGGACAUCACGGACAUGGAAGUUCGGCAAGAAACAUUGAACUUGCUGUCGGAACACUGCAGCGAAUUUCUAAUCCAUGCAGCGGACGUGGAGGGGCUUUGUCAGGGCAUCGACGAAGAACUUGUAGCCAAACUGGGACAGUGGGUACGAAUACCGACCACGUAUGCUGGUGGUGCCAAGGAUAUUUCGGACUUAGAUCUCGUCGAGCGACUGUCAGAUGGGAAAGUCGACCUGACAUAUGGAAGUGCGCUCGAUAUUUUCGGAGGAACGUUGGUAAAGUUUGACGAUCUUGUGGCGAGGAACGCAGGCGAGAGAUAAUAAAUUGAAAUAUGACAGUAUUUGGGAUCAUACAGCAGCUCAGAGCGCCAUGUAUUUCUACUGUAUCGUGUAUCUCAUAACCAAGUAUAUAGAGG
Stereum hirsutum FP-91666 SS1 is the source of this 903-nucleotide messenger RNA. RefSeq names its product Phosphoribosylformimino-5-aminoimidazole carboxamide ribotide isomerase. The transcript has 10 exons. Gene Ontology annotation, biological process: L-histidine biosynthetic process; L-tryptophan biosynthetic process. Lineage: Eukaryota; Fungi; Basidiomycota; Agaricomycetes; Russulales; Stereaceae. The coding region runs from base 20 to 808 and encodes 262 amino acids. Gene Ontology annotation, molecular function: 1-(5-phosphoribosyl)-5-[(5-phosphoribosylamino)methylideneamino]imidazole-4-carboxamide isomerase activity. Gene Ontology annotation, cellular component: cytoplasm. The record is from RefSeq and is a predicted model, not a curated record.